UAAAUGGAUUAUGUUCGGUUGAAUGAAGUGAUUACAUAAUUCAACAAGUGAAUCAGAUAUGGUUUACAUAAUAUGCCGAUAGAUGAGCCAAUUAGUUCCUAUCUACUCUAUUUGAAAAGUGAAGUACUUAUUUUUGUGGUUAUGCAGACACUUGCCUUUAAACAAAUCAUAUUGUGUUGAGAUUCACGAGCAUGACUGCAUGAGACAGCACAUUGGGAGCAUUAUAUUGAAUGAAAAGUCCUCCUACAUAAUUGCACUACUUUGUAAGGACCGAGGAGGCAUUUUUCCCGCUCAUUCUGAAAGGCAUUUUAGCCGCAGGAUCCCACUAACUGAGAUCUUCAGACUACGGAUAAGAUUUUUUAUGGAAUCAUCCCAGAUCAGCCGCAUCCCACUUUUCUUGCUCAAUCAUUCCAUCCUCACACCAUUUUCAGCCCUUUCUCAGAUAGCACAAGAUUCUCAAAUCGUCCUACAUAAUUUCUACCUGAGAUCUACGGACUGUGACUCAGAUUUUUUAUGGAAUGAUCCCAGAUCAGCCACAUCCCAGUUUUCUUGCUCAAACGUUCCAUCCCCACACAAUUUUCUGCCCUUUCUCAGAUCACACAAGAUUCUCAAAUCCUCCUAUAUAAUUUCUACCUGAGAUCUACAGACUACGACUCAGAUUUUUUUAUGGAAUGAUCCCCAGAUCAGCCGCAUCCCAGUUUUCUUGGCCUGAAUAGAAUUUAACUACGGAGUAUUUUUUUUCGUUUUUCUAUGGCCACUUAGGG
This is a messenger RNA of Cuscuta epithymum, 764 nucleotides long. Lineage: Eukaryota; Viridiplantae; Streptophyta; Magnoliopsida; Solanales; Convolvulaceae. The record is from the annotation of a GenBank genome assembly.